This is a messenger RNA of Guyanagaster necrorhizus, 1569 nucleotides long. RefSeq lists its product as uncharacterized. The transcript has a single exon. NCBI's taxonomy places the organism in Eukaryota, Fungi, Basidiomycota, Agaricomycetes, Agaricales, Physalacriaceae. The record is from RefSeq and is a predicted model, not a curated record. The coding region runs from base 419 to 1546 and encodes 375 amino acids.
UCUUUCUUCUGCACCAUAUCAAGAUCAUAUGCGUUUCAUUAGUCUUGUUUGAUGGUCUUGGAAAAACAAAGAAAUCUCUCACCAUGAAUUUUCUAUUCAACGUUGGAUCCGCAGUACUUAUCAAUACUUGCUAGGCCAAGAAAGGGAAGAAUCAACAUCGGGUAUUGAAAAUUCGCCACCACACUGGCACUUCCCGUGAAUCGCUAGAAAAAUUCCAGACAAUGUGUGACUGACAUUUCCAGGAAUUUCACUAUUGAGCGCGGUUGCCAUCAUCCAACUCGGUGCUACGUUAGCUAGCUUCGAUGACGCCGAAAAUCAGGGUGCAAGUUUACAUCGAUGGAAAAGUCAAAUUUUAGUCGAGCUUCGACAUCAACCAGGACAAAGAAAGGGCUGAGGGACUAUUUAAUCCCGCGACUGGAUGCCUCAGUAUUCCAAGACACCUCUCCCCGUUUGCCUGCCACAUUCGUUUGAUACGACCUACCCAAUGGCUCUCUUCGCAUCCGAACCCCAGCAUGUCCUGUCUUCUACGGAGGACUACAACUCACUCUAUGAGCUAGUUUCCUUUCCCUUCAGCAGCUCCGAAUCUCUUGACAUCUUUCUCCCUGAGCCGGUACUUGGGUUAGAUCAGAACGGGUUCCUGUCGAUGGUCAACUACCAGUCCGACUUCGUCUACGCGCCUGACCCGACACCAAUCCACGAUGCAUUUCCACCCCAAUUCCUUUUUCAGAGGCCAGCCACGACUCCGACGGACGUAGCGCCCGUAAUGUCAACCCCUUCUUUUGGACCCGAUGUCCAACCGACUGAUCCCAACGACGAGGACGCCGAUUAUGACCUCGAUCCUGAUUUCAUCAACGACUCCGCGAAGGAUCCUCUCCCCUUCGCUCGAUGUUACAGUCCAGCGCCACCUUCACCAUUGACAUCCCUUCCCGACACCGAUGACGAAGACUCUGAUUCCGAAGAGCCUCAGUACGAUGACUCCGAGUACGAGGAGCUCGAGUCCUUGUCAGGAAGACGCAAACGUGGGCGAGCCUGCGAGUUGGUGAAGAUCACCAUAUACCGCACCGAUGUUUUGCAAACCCGUAGCCGAAGGGGAGACUUCAAAAACUCCUUUGAGCGCUAUGUAUUCCACGACGACCCACAGCAUGUGCGCUGUAUGAAGCCAGGGUGCCCGAAGGAAUUUGACUGUGUCAAUGCCGCCAUUGACCACAUGUAUUUCGCCCAUCCCACCAACGAGGAGGAGAAGAAGAAGAAGAAGAAGGCCCACCCCCGCAACAAGAAGAAGGCACAGACCCGUAAAAAAAAGAAGUCCGUUCCUACUCGAUGUGUGUUUUUUGACUGCGACAAGCUUGCGGAGAACACGGGGAAUAUGCGAAGGCACUUGAUAUCGCGUAAGCAUCAGAAGACACCGAGGUUUAGGUGUGGAGACUGUAGAAGGUUGUUCCAGCGACCAGAUCCCGUCAGGAGACACCAGGACAGAUAUAAAGGCAGGUGCAAGGGCAGGUUCGCCGAGGACAGACCAGUUUGCCAAAAGGCUAGAAAGGCAUAAUGCGUUAUGGAUGAGUUUUUUUU